AUGGUGAUGGAAUCCAAAACGACAAGCAAAACAAGUUGCUUGAAAGCACUACUUCUCCGUGCUUGGCGAGAAAGAUGGACCGAUCUGCAAUGGGGCAUUAAUAUCAAAACUGUUCUACCUCGGGGCGUCAGUGGAGAUGUCUACAACUUGGCAGAUUGCAUCUUGCAACAAGCAGUUGUAGGAGCAGGGGCAAAUCAACUGGUACUUAGUUAUUUGAGACAUUCUUUGAGUGCCCAACUGGUAUCACAUGCAGCAGUAUUACAAAGACUCAGUAAAUAUAGCCAGCUCAGUAAAGUUCAUUGUGUUCUCAGUUUACUGGAGUUCUUGGAAGGUAUGCUUCCUGGUGUGACAGUAGGCUUUGGUAAACCAGAAGAGACUGUCUUAGCUACUGCUGUACUGUCUGUAGCAUCAUGGCUGCUUAGUAUUCUUCAGCAAUGCAAGGCAACACAGACUAUUGUACAAAAAGCUACAGAGCUGUUGAAAAUCUUGCUUACUGAUGAAUUUUAUGUGUCUAUGAUGUGUCUUGCUAGAUAUAAUGACCCUGAAUUGUAUACAGAGACCAAUAGGAAAUGCUUGGAGCUUGAACCAAGCCUCACAGAAGCUGAUGAAGUGCUGAAAUAUGUGAGAAAGCUAUCAAACAUAGAUGUACACAUGCUACAACUACCUGUUGAUAGUGAAAAAUGGCCUGGCUCCCUUAUACAGUGUUGGCUUGAGGUGAAAUUAACUGGGGACCCUGGAACCCCCACACCAAUACUGUGCCAACAACUGCAAAUUUUCCAAAAACUCAAAGGAUUUGAUGAUGCUAGGUUAUAUGCAGAACUAAUGCGUGGCAGUCUCUUAUCCCUCUACAAUGUCAGUCAGACUUCACAUGAGAGCCAGUGGGGGGCAUUUGCCUUCCUGAAAGUGCCCCACAUUCUGCUGGAAUUGCCUGGAAAGUCUGAUCCUACCAGUGUGGUCACUGCAGUGGAUCUGAUGCUGCAGCACAGCCCUCUAUUGGAUGCCAUGGAUGCAAACAGCACCUGUUCAAGUCUAAAGUGUCUUCUGGAUGAAUUGGUGAAAAUGAGGCUGCUGAGUGAGGCACAGAUGAAGAUGCUCCUGGAAAAAAGAAAGGCUCCACCAUCCUUGAAGAUGGACACAGGACCUGGUAGCAAUGGAAUGCCUACUUAUUGGCAUAUAUGUGCAGAAUCUACACUUGCUGGUAUACUCAAAACAUUGUCAACUGAUUAUCACAAAAUUCAGGAUGCACUUUUGGGUAUGCUGCAUCAAGUCUUGACUGGCAAAAGUUUUGAGCUGAUCUUAGCUGUAGCUACUGUCCAAGGACAGUUGAAGACCCUGGUCAAUAGAUUGAUACGUUUCAAUGAAUGCUCCAAGUCUGGAGGGGACAAGGCUAGGUCUCAGCUGUUUGACAUAACUUUCCUGAUGCUGGUAGCCAUUGUUCAGAAUUAUGGGGCUUCAUUGGUGCUGGAGUCAGAUGGGGACUCUCUGUUUGAGCAGUGGGUGAGGAACUGCAUGGUAGAGAGGCAGAGACCCAAAGCUCCUGAGCAGUUGCUCAGAUUAGGUGAUCCCGCCAUGAUAGACUCCCUCCUGGAGCAAUUCAACUCCGGCGAGUCGGACUUCAAACCUGGCGUCAAAUGGCAGGACGUGCUCUUCAACGUGGCUGGCGUGAUGCAGGAAGUCCUCGUGGCGUGGGAGCAGGGCGCUCUCCUGGCGCAGGACGUGAAACGCAUCCUGGACGCGGUGCGGGGAAAAAUGUGCUGUUUGCCGCUCGCCGCUGCCGCCUGGCUGUGCGCGUACAUGCGUACUGCGCCUCAGGACACGCUCCUCAAGCCCGUUAAUAUGGUUCAACAAUUGCUGGCUACUCCGAUCACCGACGAAGACAGUCUCAGAGACAGGUGGCAGCUGACCCACGAAAUAAUCAGAAAAAUGCAAAGAGAUGUUCAAUUGCCUUUACCUACGAAGAGUAGCCAUCACCUGGUAUCCAGGCAACCAGCUACAGAACAACUGAGCACCGCUUGGAAAUGGGGCAUACUCAGAGGGUGGCUGGACCAUGAAUCGGCCAGGACCCUUCACUGUCUCCUGGACACUGCCGGCGACAGAUGGCUGGUCUCCGCAGUGAUCCAGGAACUGCUCAAGCUGCGCUAUAGAGACAGGCUGCAGCGCGGCGUCGACCUCGCCCUGGCGAUCUUCCACGUGGACAUAGCUGGCUGCACGCUCCAGCUGCUGUCGCACGUGCUGCCGCAGCUGCUGUACAACGACAUACAGGCGGACAGUCUGAUGGAGCCGCAGCUGCCUGCGCUGGCGUAUCUGACGAGUUAUUGUGUGUACACUGCCGUGGAUUCGCUGAGAGAGGACACUGACGGCGAACCACCUCUGGCGAAAAUACCACGAAUGAUGGACAUGGGGGAAGAACCGAAACCUCUGGACCAACUCCUCACGGCCCUGCGGCAGCUCCUCCACAUGUUCGAGGGGGGCAUUCAAGAGGGGGCCGUUACCCAGCAGACCUACUUCGCUUUCUACCUGAUUAAGGCCUUGGUGGAGGUCAAGGUCAACUCGGCCAGCGCCGUUUUGGCCACCAUCUCACCCGGUUUGAUCUCGGAUUUGUUGAAGACUAUGACGGAUUUGUUCAGUUAUCCCCUUUUGUUGCACGUUCAUGACGUUUUUACUAGUUCGGGGAGGAGUAAUAUGGCUAAAGAUUUGUGUAUUUUGAGGAAUUACUACCUGAGGAACGCUCCUAGUGUUAGUAAUUAA
This is a messenger RNA of Phaedon cochleariae (mustard beetle), 2748 nucleotides long. The record is from the annotation of a GenBank genome assembly. Lineage: Eukaryota; Metazoa; Arthropoda; Insecta; Coleoptera; Chrysomelidae.